UUCUCAAUUUAUUUCAUUAAUUAUAACAGUUCUCUAGUCAUAAGAGCCAAUGGUUUUUGAAGGCAUAUGUUCCACUUAAAACAUUGUUUUCAGUUAAAUAGAUUAUACUUACAUUUGGAUUUAGCUUAUUAUUGGUGAUGCACUAAUUGAAAAAUUCUAUUGGAACUCAAUUACUACUAAGUAUGCCUUUUUUUAAAGCUAUAAGUGUUGCUGUCAUUUGUUCGAGUAAUAUGAAUAGAAGUAUGGAGGCUCACGCUUACCUUAGCAAAGAAGGUUUUAAUGUUAAAUCUUUCGGAACCGGUGAUAAAGUAAAAUUACCCGGUAAUGCUCCUGAUCGUCCUAAUAUUUAUGACUUUGACACAACAUAUGAAGAAAUUUAUAAUGAUUUACUGAACAAAGAUAAACAGUAUUAUACACAAAAUGGUCUUCUACAUAUGUUAGACCGUAACCGCAGAAUAAAAUUAAAACCUGAAAGAUUUCAAGAAUCAAAAGACAAAUUUGAUAUAUUAAUAACCUGUGAAGAGCGAGUGUAUGAUCAAGUAAUAGAAUCCAUGGAAUCUAAGGUUCAAAAAGAUAACCGACCUGCUCAUUUGAUAAACAUUGACAUUCAAGAUAAUCAUGAAGAAGCUACUGUAGGGUCUUUUCUUAUUUGCGAAUUAGUUACAGUGCUAUCCAAAAGUGACGAUCUUGAUAAUGAUAUUGACGAACUACUUCAUGAAUUUGAGUCCAAAUUAGAUAAAUCGAUGUUACAUACAGUUCUUUUUUAUUAAAGUAUAUAGUUUUUAUUAAUAAUUCGUUAUGCAAUGGAUAACAUAUUUACCUACAGUCAUAGAGCCUUAGAACAACUUAGUUUUUUUUUUGUUAUUUACAUUUUUUAACAACAAUAACAUUUAUGAGAAUUCUGUUUCAUCGUAAGUGAUUGAGCCAAUAAAAAGAAUAUAAUCAUCGCAUGUAUAAGGUUAAACGUUAUAUUCCAUCAGUGAUCCAGAAAAAGUUAUCCAAAUAUAUUUUGCAUACAACCUUAGAGCAUAUACUAUACUGGAGUGAGCAUGCAAGCAGCUGAGAGCGUGACAGGGCGACCGAGUGUAUAGACCACCCCGACCCUAGCCCACAAAAUGUUAAAAUUUGCAAUAAAAAAAAUAUCAGUACACGUAUUUUGAACUGCACAUUUCGCCUGUACAAAUUAUUUUAAUUGCACACGUCUGAAAUGGGCAAAAAAAAUUAACAAACAUCAAGCACUUUUAGGGAGACACUAAACGGUCCAUAUCUUCGUAAUGAAGGC
Copidosoma floridanum is the source of this 1282-nucleotide messenger RNA. RefSeq names its product Ssu72 CTD phosphatase (gene Ssu72). Gene Ontology annotation, biological process: mRNA processing. Gene Ontology annotation, cellular component: nucleus. NCBI's taxonomy places the organism in Eukaryota, Metazoa, Arthropoda, Insecta, Hymenoptera, Encyrtidae. The record is from RefSeq and is a predicted model, not a curated record. Gene Ontology annotation, molecular function: phosphoprotein phosphatase activity.